AUUUCCCUGAGCAGCAGCAAAUAUGGCUAUACUCAUUAAUUAUCUGAUUAUUUGUACUAAGUUCCUGCUUUAUUUGAAACUAGCAUAUUGUAUGGAAGUAGACUUCUGCAUACCUGUUCGUGUGGAUCAUCAAAAGCAUGAAAAGCAUCUGCACAGGCGCGCAGAGCAGAUAAAUGAAAGACAGAUGGUUUUUAGACUAAGUGCAUUCAAACAGGAAUUGUACCUCCACCUCACGCCGGAUUCUAGUUUCCUUGCAUCGGGCAUCUUACCGCCUGAGACAGGCUCCUCAGCAUCCAAUGCCUCUGCUGCCGCUGACUUACGGGAAUGCUUCUUUUCUGGUAAUGUCAAUGCAGACCCGGACUCCUUCGCCGCGGUCAGCCUGUGUAAAGGUCUCCAUGGAGGGUUCUCCUACAACGGCAUGGAGUAUUUCAUCAACCAGAGCAGGACUGAAGACGCAGCACCCGAGUUUGGAUAUGGAAACUCUUUCGACAGGAUGCAUGUCAUCCGCCGGAGACGCGCUGCGCACUCAGGCAGCAACUUCACCAGCAGGUGUGCAGUUACACCUGACGCCAAUUUCAACAUUUCCCUGGAGAAAUACAAGCAUAUGGGCCAACUGGAGAUUGAUGGCUUAACUGAAACUGUGUUGAAAACCUUGGGGAGGUCUAAGAGGUUUGCCUCCAUCCCCAGGUUUGUGGAGGUGCUGGUGGUGGCAGAUGAAUCUAUGGCUAAAUUUCACGGGGAUGACCUGAAGCAUUACCUUCUGACCCUGAUGUCAGUAGCAGCCAGGCUUUACAAGCACCCCAGCAUUCUAAACUCCAUAAACAUAGUGGUGGUGGGCUUCAUGGUGAUAAAUGAAGCUGACAAGGGACCGAAGGUUUCCAGUAACGCAGCCCUGACUCUGCGCAACUUCUGCUCCUGGCAGAAGAAGUUGAAUAAACACAACGACAAGCACGCAGAGUACUGGGACACUGCCAUACUGUUCACCAAACAGGAUCUUUGUGGGGCCACAACCUGCGAUACACUGGGCAUGGCUGACGUUGGGACCAUGUGUGACCCGAAGAGGAGCUGCUCAGUUAUUGAAGAUGAUGGUUUGCCCUCCGCUUUUACAACUGCCCAUGAACUCGGCCACGUCUUCAACAUGCCCCACGACAAUGUGAAGGCAUGUGAGGAGGUAUUUGGGAAACUAAAGGACAACCACAUGAUGUCUCCCACACUGAUUCAGAUCGACAGGAGCAGGCCCUGGUCUGUGUGCAGUGCUGCCAUCAUUACUGAGUUCCUGGACAGAGGUCAUGGAGACUGCCUGCUGGACCAGCCUCAGAAGCAGCUGUCUCUGUCAGACAACCUGCCUGGUUCCAGCUACAGCCUGCACCGCCAGUGUGAGCUUGCCUUUGGCCCCGGCUCUAAGCCCUGCCCAUACAUGCAGCCCUGCUCCAAGCUGUGGUGCACCGGGAAGGCCCGCGGCCAGCUGGUCUGCCAAACUCGACACUUCCCCUGGGCCGACGGCACCAGCUGUGGCAACGGCAAGGUCUGCUACCGAGGAGCCUGCACCGAUAAGAACAACACCGUGCACAUCAAGGUGGAUGGCCGGUGGGGGAAGUGGGGAGCAUUUGGAGGUUGUUCCCGAAGCUGUGGUGGAGGAGUUCAGCUGGCCAAGAGGGAGUGUAACAACCCUGUUCCUGAGAACGGAGGCAAAUACUGCUACGGUCUUCGCAUCAAAUAUCGCUCCUGUAACCUCAACUCUUGUCCUGAAACAGGUAAGAGUUUCCGUGAGGAGCAGUGUGAGGCAUUCAACGGCUUAAACCUGAACACCAACAGACUGGGAUCCUCUGUGGUUUGGGUUCCUAAAUAUUCAGGCAUCUCUCCCAAAGACAAAUGCAAGCUUAUCUGCCGCGCCAACGGGACUGGGUACUUCUACGUCCUCGCCCCAAAGGUGGUGGAUGGGACGCCCUGCUCUCCUGACACCUCAGCUGUAUGUGUUCAAGGAAAAUGCAUCAAGGCAGGCUGUGACGGCAAGCUGGACUCUAACAGAAAGUUUGACAAGUGCGGCGUCUGCGGUGGCGACAACCAGGGCUGCAAGAAGGUCUCGGGAAUGUUCACCAAACCUAUUCAUGGCUACAACUUUGUGGUGAUGCUGCCUGUUGGAGCUUCCAACAUUGACGUCCGUCAGCGCGGCUACCGAGGAAUAGUCAGUGAUGAAAACUACUUAGCGGUGAAGAAUCGGCACGGCAAGUACCUGCUGAACGGCAACUACGUGGUGUCAGCCGUGGAGCGCGACUUGCUGGUGAAGGGCAGCCUCCUGCGCUACAGCGGCACCUCUACAUCUGUGGAGAUUCUUCAGGCCAUCAGGCCCCUGCAGGAGCCUCUGACUGUGGAGGUGCUCUCCGUAGGGAAGAUGACUCCGCCCAGGGUGCGCUACUCCUUCUACAUCGCCAAGGAGAGCAAGGAGGAGAAGACUCUGCGGAAAGAGGAGAGGAGCCACACAGCACAUAAUAGUGUCUUGGCGGACAGUAAUAGGGUAGAAGCGAAGAAGAAGAUGAUGGGUAAGAGGCCCGUCAGUCACUGGGUGACAGGAAGUUGGGAUUCCUGCACGGUGACUUGUGGGAAUGGUCUGCAGAAGAGGCUGGUGCAGUGCCAGAGCAUGGAGGGGCGUCCUGCAGUGGACUGUGACAGUACUGACAGGCCUGUAGCAGUGAGAGCAUGUGGGGAUCCAUGUCCCCUGUGGGAUGUAGGGGCCUGGUCUCACUGCUCCAAGUCCUGUGGAAGGGGCUUUAAAAGGCGGCCAGUGCGCUGCAUGACGGAGACUGGCUUGAACCUACCAAGAGACCACUGCUCUGGAAGGAGGAAGCCUCAGGAACUGGACCUCUGCAAUCUGAAGCCAUGUUAAAGCAGAUCAGACACAGCUCAAGGACUUAUUUCUGUCAGUCAAAGUGAAAAUUUGACAUGAACUUUAGGCCCCAAUCAGCAUAAUGAUGAUCCCAUCGCUGUGUUGGGUGGAAAUACUCUCAAAUACAGCCUGACUGUGUUUGAAGGAGGGUCUGUAACACACUAAAAAAGCCAAUGGAGACAUGGAGGGCCUCCCUCUAUUGUUUGAAAAGACGGACAUCUGUUUAGAUAAGAGACAAGAAGGAGAGCUGUCUUUUUGUAAACUGUCAAACCAUCUUCCUCAGGUUUGACUUGUGGUUUGUCUACCUCUACCAGGAAAGAUGACACAAUGCCUGAGCAUAUUCAGAGAGCAACAGGGAGAAAGAUGCAGAGACGUCAUUUCAUGGUAUAGUUAUGUGCAUGGGAUGAAAUUUAAAAAGCAGAGAGAAAUUAAAGUCCAGGACAAGCAGAUAAAGCAUGGUGAGGUAUAAACUCAGCACUCACACUGUGCAGUUACCAGAGGCUGAUAUCUCACCUGUGAAUUGACAUUUUUCUCAUUUCACUGACGAAAAACUCUAAAUGUGAAACACAGUACUGUAUCAUCCAUGCAACACCCAAGACAUUAUUUUUCUCGAUCCAGUGCUAUUAGCUGUUGUCUGAUGUGGAAUAAUUAAAGCAACAGCAAAUAAAAUGGUCACUCAGUGUUAAAUCAUAGUUUUACAAGCUUAAAAAUAAAAAACUCAACAUCAUAUCCUACACACUUGAUACAAUAUUCAUGAAUUAGAAAAAUAUCAAAGAAUUCCUACAUUUUACUUGUGACCAAAAAUAACUAUUUUUAUAAGAGGAAAAUUAGUUUAGAGCUUAGAUGUUAGCAUAUUCUAUCCAGUGAAUGUAAAUGUAUGUAUGGUGCGAUCAUAAUGUGUCCGUAGUGUGUAAACCAAACCGACCAAUGCUCAACUGUUUGUUCUAUGUUGCCAAAGAAUUAUAACCCUCAAAAAGCCUUAGUACAGUGAGAGACACCUCUCUGAUUGAACCUGUGUUCUCUGCUACAUAUCUGUUACCUGUGUUCUCCUUGGAGAAAAAAAAGCAAAAACCAAAAGGGAGAAAUUUAUAUUUUCUUGGUUUCAUGAUGUUGCCUGAUUUUACAUAAAUUCAACACAAUCCCACAAGAUCAAAUCAAUCUUGCAAUCAGUAACAUUAGUGUACUAUAACAGGCAAGACUCUGAACAAUCAGUCUUCUUCUUAUCUAACUUGCAAACAUGGACAAACGUCUUGUCCCGCAUCAUUCACCGAAGAAAAGUGCAUCAGUUUGCAGGCUAAUUAGCUCCUCAGCAGCAGCACAUUAAACAGCAUGUAAACAUACCUGUGAAUGUCUCCUUCGUAAUGGUAAAUGGUAAAUGGCGCUUUUCUAGACGCUUAGCAGUAUCCUUGAGCAAGAUACUGAACCCCAAAUUGCUCCUGAUGCUGUGUUCACCGGUGUGUGAAUGAAUACCCAAUGGUGGCAAGUAGCACCGUUUAGGGUAGCCUCUGCCACCUGUAUGAAUGUGUAUGUGAAUGGGUGAAUGAGGGCAGUCUGUAGUGUAAAGCGAUUUGAGUGGUCGCAAAGCGACUAGAA
Molecule: messenger RNA, 4477 nt
Organism: Centropristis striata (black sea bass)
Lineage: Eukaryota; Metazoa; Chordata; Actinopteri; Perciformes; Serranidae
Product: A disintegrin and metalloproteinase with thrombospondin motifs 15-like
Exons: 8
Coding region: 23-2884 (953 amino acids)
Biological process (GO): extracellular matrix organization; proteolysis
Molecular function (GO): metalloendopeptidase activity; zinc ion binding
Source: RefSeq, a predicted model, not a curated record